Messenger RNA from Colletotrichum karsti, 468 nucleotides. RefSeq lists its product as uncharacterized. The transcript is spliced from 3 exons. The record is from RefSeq and is a predicted model, not a curated record. Lineage: Eukaryota; Fungi; Ascomycota; Sordariomycetes; Glomerellales; Glomerellaceae. Bases 1 to 468 code for a protein of 155 amino acids.
AUGCUCCCUCAAUUAUCCCUUCUCGUAGCCGCGUUCCCGCUCUUGGCGAUUGCCGUGCCUUCGCCGUCGCCCUUCGAGCACAGCAAAAGGGCUAUCACAUGCCUCAAAGUUGGUGCUACCGCAACCGCAAGAUGGACAAACAGUGCCGGCAAAUCGUGCACCUUUACCGGCGUCGUCGGAAGCAACUACGGCGCUAACAGCGCUGGGUCUGGAGAUUACUCUUGCAACGGCCGCUGUGGUGCGGGUUGCACUGGUGCUUCUUUGGGCAAUGCCUAUACUCAGGAUUGCUUCUCCCAUGACAUCUGCUCUUACUUCAACAAUGCCAGUGGAGGCGCGAGCGACCCUAACUGCGGUGCUGCGUACAACUCAGCUGUCGAUGACACCGCCCUGGGCGUUGCCAACGGCUGCGGGCAGACCAAUCCGUCGAACUCGGUGUCAAAACCUUCCUCACAACCCGUCUGUACUUAG